AUGAAUUUCAAGGAUCCGCUAGUGAAUUUUUUAAAAUGCGUCUUGAAUAACAUAAACUCCGCAUUUUCGCACAGGAUUGAUCAAUUGCACAUGCGGCUGUUGCGGGAAACAAAUAUCUUGAAGGCCCUGAACAGAGGAAUAGAGAGAUUGUUUAGCGAAAAGCCAAAAAAUCAAUCGGUCUCUCAUCUAGUGGUAAGUGAAGAUACGGGUUGUAGAAUUGGACGAUAUUUUGAAGGUUCCAAAUAUGAGCUGAUAGAGUUCAAGACGAAAGAAAUACAAAUGUACUAUGAAAGAGUGGUUUUUGAGAUAACGCAAGAAUUGAAAGGCGAUAAGCAGAUAUUUGCCUUGAUUGCAAAUCUAUCACAAAGAAGUAGUACAGAAAAGAAAGAAAUACGAAUUGUAAAGGUGCGCGGCGGCCGACCAUGCGAUGAGAACGAAUUCCAGGUGAUUCCAAUAAGAUUCAAACCUAUUAAUCUGGAAAGAAGAGCGGGACUGAUAAGAGGGAAGAAAAUUAUCAAUUGA
Molecule: messenger RNA, 522 nt
Organism: Saccharomyces paradoxus
Lineage: Eukaryota; Fungi; Ascomycota; Saccharomycetes; Saccharomycetales; Saccharomycetaceae
Exons: 1
Coding region: 1-522 (173 amino acids)
Source: RefSeq, a predicted model, not a curated record